Molecule: messenger RNA, 1275 nt
Organism: Penicillium vulpinum
Lineage: Eukaryota; Fungi; Ascomycota; Eurotiomycetes; Eurotiales; Aspergillaceae
Product: endonuclease III domain-containing protein
Exons: 1
Coding region: 1-1275 (424 amino acids)
Biological process (GO): base-excision repair; base-excision repair, AP site formation; nucleotide-excision repair
Cellular component (GO): nucleus
Molecular function (GO): DNA-(apurinic or apyrimidinic site) endonuclease activity; oxidized pyrimidine nucleobase lesion DNA N-glycosylase activity; DNA binding
Source: RefSeq, a predicted model, not a curated record
AUGCGCACUUCUCGCACUUCUAGGGACACUGCGAAGGUACUGCAGGCCCUCUCGCCCCCUAUUCGACGACAAACGCGCAACUCAAAUGUGAGCGCUUUGAAAAGUUUCGCCCACAACCCAAACGCGACUUCGACAGUCAAGAUAGAGCCAGAAAAUGUCUCGGUGAUACCCAGUCUGUCUGCUGUCAAAAGUGACGAUGAAUCUUCCCUCUCUGAACUCUCCGACGCCGAUACGGCGGACAUCGAAGACCUCCUUGAACCGCCAUCGAAGCGUCAGAAGCGCAACGCGAGCCCCAUAAACACACGAGUCCUCAAGAAAAGUGCAAGUCCUUGCACACGCCGAAAAGUGAGAGUCAAAGAUGAACCCGACCAGAAACCCACACCAGCACCCAGACAAAGACGACUCCCGGCCCGCAAAACCCUCGGUGCCGAUGGCUUAGUCAAGGUCGAGCCCCCGUCCAACUGGGAAAGGAUGUACGGAAUCUUGAAAGAGAUGAGGGCAGCCAAUCCGACCGCACCGGUAGAUACAAUGGGCUGCUCGGAGCUAUACUGGCGUGCAUCAGGACCGAAAGACCGUCGAUUCCAAACCCUCAUCGCAUUGAUGCUUUCAUCCCAGACGAAAGACACCGUGACGGCGGUAGCGAUGCAACGUCUUCACACCGAGCUUGGAGACGGUACUGCUCCAGAUCAAGUUCAAAUCAAACAAGAAGACAGCGAAUCAAAAUCCGUGGACAGCACUCUCAACCUAACCAACAUCCUAGCUGUGGACCCAACGCGACUAAACGAGCUAAUACGCACGGUCGGCUUCCACAACAACAAAACAAAAUACAUCAAAGCCACGGCGCUAAUCCUACGAGAUCAGCACGGUGGAGAUAUCCCCUCUACUCCAGAGGGCCUCAUGGCACUCCCUGGUGUCGGACCCAAAAUGGCCUAUCUUUGUCUGAGCGCAGCAUGGGGUAAACACCUGGGAAUCGGUGUCGAUGUACAUGUCCACCGUAUUACCAAUCUCUGGGGUUGGAAUAAGACCAAGACGCCCGAGGAAACAAGGAAGGCCCUCCAAUCGUGGUUGCCGCCUGAUAAGUGGCAUGAGAUUAACAAGUUGCUUGUUGGUCUCGGGCAGACGGUUUGUUCGCCUGUUAAGCGUCGCUGUGGGGAUUGUGACUUGGCUGGCCAGUCACUUUGUAAGAGCGAGAUUCGGGGGCUUGAGCCUACAGUGUUGAAGGUCAAGAGGAGCCCUGGGUUUGAUGAGCCCAAGGUUAAGAUUGAGGCUCUUUGA